AUGCCCAAGCCAGGAGGAGAGAUCAUACUUGGUGAACUGUUGAAAAAGAAGGCAGAUAAGGGGGUGAAUGUCCUUAUGCUUGUUUGGGAUGAUAGAACUUCAGUGGAGGCACUGAAGAAGGAUGGUUUAAUGGCUACACAUGACAAAGAGACUGGAGAUUUCGUCCAAAAAACAAAAGUUCAUUGUGUGUUGUGUCCACGUAAUCCAGACGAUGGAGAGAGCAUAUUUCAGGGACUCAAGGACCUCGAAACAUGGAACGUUCAAAUAUUUCAAUCAAUUGAUGGUGGGGCAGUUUCUGGCUUCCCAGAAAAACCUGUUGCUGCUGCUGCAGUAGGCCUUGUUAACGGGAAAGAUAACAUCAUUGAUCGAAGCAUCCAAGAUGCUUACAUCCAUGCCAUUCGCCGAGCAAAGAACUUUAUUUACAUCAAAAAUCAGUAUUUUGUUGGCAGCUCGUACAAUUGGAAAUCAGACGAUAUUAAGGUUGAGGACAUUGGUGCAUUGCAUCUCAUACCAAAGGAGCUUUCUUUGAAAAUUGUUAGCAAAAUUGAAGCAGGAGAGAGGUUCACUGUCUACAUUGUAAUUCCAAUGUGGCCAGAGGGUAUACCUAUGAGCGGUUCUGUUCAAGCAAUUUUAGACUGGCAAAAGAGGACAAUGGAGAUGAUGUACACAGAUAUUGCUCAAGCCUUGAGUGCUAAGGGUCUCACUGCAAACCUUAGGGACUGCUUGACUUUUUUUUUUGCCUCGGGAAUCGUGAGGGCCAAAAGAUGGGAGAAUACACAACUCUAG
Ilex paraguariensis (yerba mate) is the source of this 786-nucleotide messenger RNA. The record is from the annotation of a GenBank genome assembly. Lineage: Eukaryota; Viridiplantae; Streptophyta; Magnoliopsida; Aquifoliales; Aquifoliaceae.